This is a messenger RNA of Phanerochaete carnosa HHB-10118-sp, 2010 nucleotides long. RefSeq lists its product as uncharacterized. Gene Ontology annotation, cellular component: histone deacetylase complex. The coding region runs from base 1 to 2010 and encodes 669 amino acids. The record is from RefSeq and is a predicted model, not a curated record. NCBI's taxonomy places the organism in Eukaryota, Fungi, Basidiomycota, Agaricomycetes, Polyporales, Phanerochaetaceae. The transcript is spliced from 17 exons. Gene Ontology annotation, molecular function: histone deacetylase activity. Gene Ontology annotation, biological process: chromatin organization.
AUGGAUGUAGACGUACCGAGCGCAAAGCCUGCGUCAGCGGCGCACAAACGUGCCAAGGCAGUUACGUCCGAGCGGCGAGCCUCCUCCCUGCCGCCGAAGAACCCGCGGCCGACCCUUCCGGUUGUAGGUUACGUCUACGACUCGCGUAUGAUGGGCCACAGUUGCAUUAGUGGACAUCCAGAGCAGCCGGAGCGCAUCAAACGCAUAUUCGACGCGUUUCGAGACGCAGGGCUCAUCUCUAAGAUGAGAAAGAUACCCAUCCGCGAGGCCGAACGCGAUGAGGUCCUCAUGGUCCACAGCGAAACCCUUUGGGACAAGGUCAUGGCUGUGGGUGACAUGAGCACUCAGGACAUCGUGGAUUCGGAGCAGUAUUAUCAGGAUCUCUCUCUCUACGUCAGCCCGAGCACCCCCGAGGCAGCGCGACUCAGCUGCGGAGGGGUUAUCGAAGUCGCUAUGGCCAUCGUCCGCGGUGAUGUGGAGAAGGCAUUUGCUAUCGUUCGUCCACCCGGUCACCACUCAGAGCCGGACGAACACAUGGGCUUCUGCUUCUUCAACAAUGUUGCAGUGGCAAUAAAGGUGAUACAGAUGUGGCCGGCUUUCAAGAAAAUUAUGAUUCUUGACUGGGACGUGCACCAUGGAAAUGGUACGCAGAAGGCGUUCUAUGAUGACCCUGACGUGCUCUAUGUUUCUCUACAUCGUUACGAGAACGGCCAGUUUUACCCCAAUGGGCCGUUCGGAAGCCUUAAGUCCUGUGGAGAUGGCCCGGGACUCGGCUGCUCCGUAAAUAUACCAUGGCCAACAAAGGGCAUGGGUGAUGCUGACUAUAUCUACGCUUUUCAAAGGAUCGUCAUGCCGAUCGCCAUGGAAUUCGCACCUGACCUCGUUAUCAUUUCCGCGGGCUUUGACGCGGCGAAAGGAGACGAUCUCGGCGAAUGCGAGGUAACGCCCGCUGGCUAUGCCCAUAUGACACACAUGCUUGCAGGCCUUGCACGGGGAAAGAUGCUCGUGGCCCUCGAGGGAGGCUAUUGCCUGGACGCGAUCUCGAGCUCCGCUACGGCUGUUGCAAAGGUGCUAGUGGGCGAAGCACCCCCAGAGCUGCCGCCUAUGGUGGCCUCGGAUAUCGCUACAGAGACCAUCUACCAAGUGGCAGUGGAACAGAGCAAGUACUGGAAAUGCAUGGAUCCCAAGGCUGUCGAGCCUCAAGAAGAGCUUCAGGAACUUGCAGUGUCGAUACCAGAGCUGCUGAAGGCGCACCGCCAGAAUUAUUUAUUCAAGACUCACAAGAUGCUCCAGGUACCGUUCGUCACACAAGAGUUGACAGACCGGUUCUUCUCGCAAGUCACUUGCACACCCGAUAUUAUGGAUAACGAGACGCUGGUAGUUUUCGUGCAUGAGUUUGGUAAUUUGCGCGUGGAGCUAGAAUCUGUGCUGAUGUGCAACCCUCGUGAGGAACAUUCAUACAUGGUCGAUUUCAGCAGACAGCUUAUAGAACAGGUUGUUGGCGCGGGCCAUGCGCUGCUCGAUGUCAACCUUUACCCCAAGCCCGUGGCGCAGCAGACUAGAAGGCGUCAUCAUGACGGCAAGGAGGAUUGGUCAACGGACGUCAUGACAUAUCUCUGGGAUAACUAUAUCCAAUUGACCAAUGCCCGAAAGGUCGCCCUAAUUGGCCAUGGUCCCGGCUGUGCCGGAAUUAUCGACCUUCUGCAGAACCGCUCCGCCAACUGUGUGCGACACGUACAAGCCGUUGUGCAAGUCGUGGGCAACUACACCGUCCCAGGUGUGCCGCGGGAGCUGCCCGAGCACUCGAUGGUCGUGCUUCCGAAAGAGCACAGAGCGAUUCAGGAUCAGCAGAAGUUUACAAAGAGGCACGGCAAGAUUGUUAUCUCAGACGAGUCGAAACCCAUACUGCUGAUCACGAAGCACCUACCUAGCAUACUGCACUUCGUGCAGAAGCGGCUAGGUAAUACUGAGAGCAAGGAGAACCAGGAGAACCAGUCCAACGGUGCAUAG